GGCACUUCGACUACCAGUACGGGUACCGGAAGUUCGAGGGCUCGGACGGCUCCCGCACCCAGAAGUACGCCAGCAACAUCACUUACUACUUCGACAACAUCAGCAGCGCCGAGCUCUACAGCGUGGACCAGGAGCUGCUCAAGGACUACAUCAAGCGGCAGAUAGAAUAUUACUUCAGCGUGGACAACCUGGAGCGAGACUUCUUCCUGCGCCGCAAGAUGGACUCGGAUGGGUUCCUCCCCAUCACCCUGAUCGCCAGCUUCCACCGCGUGCAGGCGCUCACCACCGACAUCAGCCUCAUCAUCAAGGCUCUGAAGGACAGCAAGGUGGUGGAAAUUGUGGAUGAGAAGAUCAGAAGGAAAGAGCAGCCAGAAAAGUGGGCUCUGCCUGGCCCUCCUAUGGCAGACUACACGCAAACAGACUUCUCACAGUUCAUCAACUGCCCCGAGUUUGUGCCCCGGCAAAGCUUCCAGAAGGAGACGGAGUCUGCUCCUGGCUCCCCACGUGCUGCCAGUCCAGUCCCCACCAAAACAGAGGAGGUCAGUAACCUGAAGACGAUGCCCAAGGGCCUGUCUGCAAGUCUUCCAGACCUGGAUUCAGAGACCUGGAUUGAAGUGAAGAAGAGACCUCGGCCCUCCCCAGCCAGGCCCAAGAAACCAGAGGAGUCAAAGACACCACAGCAGCAAAAGCAAAAGGACCAAGAUGAACCUGAGGAGCUAGACUUCCUCUUUGAUGAGGAGAUGGAGCAGAUGGAUGGGCGCAAGAACACCUUCACCGACUGGUCGGACGAGGAUUCGGACUACGAGAUCGACGACCGGGACGUGAACAAGAUCCUCAUCGUGACCCAGACGCCUCCCUACCUGCGCCGGCACCCCGGCGGCGACCGGACUGGCAACCACACCUCCAGGGCCAAAAUGAGCUCCGAGCUGGCCAAGGUAAUCAACGAUGGGCUCUACUACUACGAGCAGGACCUGUGGACGGAGCAGUUCGAGCCAGAGUAUUCGCAGAUCAAGCAAGAGGUGGAGAACUUCAAGAAAGUGAAUAUGAUCAGCAGGGAGCAGUUUGACACCCUGACCCCAGAGCCCCCUGUGGAUCCAAACCAGGAAGUCCCUCCUGGCCCCCCCAGGUUCCAGCAAGUACCUACAGACGCUUUGGCUAACAAGCUGUUUGGAGUCCCUGAGCCUUCAACCAUCGCCCGGUCUUUGCCUACAACUGUACCAGAGUCGCCCAACUACCGCAGCGCCAGAACCCCUCGGACCCCGCGCACGCCUCAGCUGAAGGACCCCACACAGACGCCCCGGUUCUACCCAGUGGUGAAAGAGGGCAGGACGAUAGAUGCCAAGACUCCGCGGAAGAGGAAGACGAGGCACAGUUCAAACCCUCCGAUGGAGUGCCAUGUGGGCUGGGUGAUGGAUUCUCGGGAGCACAGGCCGAGAACUGCCUCCAUCAGCUCCAGCCCCUCGGAGGGGACCCCGGCCGUCGGGAGCUACGGCUGCACCCCGCAGUCCCUGCCCAAGUUCCAGCAUCCUUCGCACGAGCUGCUCAAGGAGAACGGCUUCACGCAACACGUCUACCACAAGUACCGUCGGCGCUGCCUUAACGAGCGGAAGCGGCUGGGCAUCGGUCAGUCCCAGGAGAUGAACACGCUGUUCCGGUUCUGGUCCUUCUUCCUCCGAGAUCACUUCAACAAGAAGAUGUAUGAGGAGUUCAAGCAACUGGCUGUGGAGGACGGGAAGGAGGGAUACAGGUACGGUCUGGAGUGCCUUUUCAGAUACUACAGCUAUGGGCUGGAGAAGAAAUUCCGGCCAGACAUAUUUAAGGACUUUCAAGAAGAGACCAUCAAGGAUUACGAAGCUGGACAGCUUUAUGGGCUGGAAAAGUUCUGGGCCUUCUUAAAAUAUUCCAAAGCCAAAAAUCUGGACAUUAACAGCAAACUGCAAGAAUACCUCAGCAAGUUCAAGCGCCUCGAGGACUUCCGAGUAGAUCCACCCAUGGGGGAGGAAGGUGGACACAAGAGGUACCCUACGACGUCGGGGGCGGACGGCAGGAAGCGCUACCCAUCCCAGUCUUCCAGCAAAACGGUCAGCCAGUGCCCAGCCAGCCAAGCCCACGCCUCGCCCAGCCAGCCUGCACAAGAGGAUGCCAAAAACCUGAGCCAGCAAUCCCCUGCCCCCUCGGCUUCAGAAUCGCAGACGCUGGGGAAGUAGAGAGCCUGCAGCCUCUGCUUCCUGCCGGGGAGGGGGGGGGGGUGGGGGGGGUUGGUGGGGGACUGGCUCGGAAAAGGGAGACGUGAGGGGGUGGGACAGGAAGGGAGCUGGAAGGUGGGUGCCC
This is a messenger RNA of Merops nubicus (carmine bee-eater), 2331 nucleotides long. RefSeq names its product La ribonucleoprotein domain family, member 1 (gene LARP1). Gene Ontology annotation, molecular function: RNA cap binding. The annotation marks the transcript as partial. The record is from RefSeq and is a predicted model, not a curated record. The transcript has 13 exons. Gene Ontology annotation, cellular component: cytosol; cytoplasmic stress granule. Gene Ontology annotation, biological process: positive regulation of translation; mRNA stabilization. NCBI's taxonomy places the organism in Eukaryota, Metazoa, Chordata, Aves, Coraciiformes, Meropidae.